AUUAAAUAUUGAUGUGAAGCCAGUGGUGGGCCAUUCAAAAUGGAAGAGAAAGAUAAUCAGGCUAGAGACGUUAAGGUAGAGCAAGCAGAAGUGAAGGCUCGUGUUGAUCUGGACAAGAUCUUAGUAGAAGAAAUCGGACAAUUCGGAUGCUUCCAGCUAAGGACGUGGGCGUUGGCAGCAUUUGCUGUAAUAUUUAGUGGAUUUGCGGCCACUGAAUAUGUGUUUACAACAGCGAGAAUUAAUACCAGGUGCCUCAUUCCUGAGUGUGAAUCUACAGACCAAACCAUCGAGUUCGCACCAUCAUGGAUCUUAAACGCUAUUCCUCCAUCUGGCUCCUCAUUCGACACCUGCCAGCGCUUUGCCAACAUUUCUGCCAUAUACUUCAAUGACAUUUGCCCUGCUAGCCUCUUCGACUCUAGCAACGUCGUAAAUUGUGAGGAAUACGUCUAUGAGAAUACUGACACUGUUGUCUAUACUUUCGGGCUAGCAUGUCGGGAUUGGCAGCGCUCCUUCAUUGGUACUGCGAGAGCGCUUGGGACACUAGCGUGCUUCCCUAUUACAGGAUUCGUAUCGGACCGAUGGGGGCGGCGUACAGCGCUGAUCAUCAAUACUUUCAUCGGUGCUUCCUUUGGCCUGAGUCGUUCCUGGACCAACACAUAUGUGGGCUUCACUCUUCUGCAGUUCCUUGAAACCGCUUUAGGUGGAGGCAUCUUUAGCUGUGCUUAUAUUUUAAUGAUGGAGAUGGUUGGACCGCGGAUGCGUGUCCCGUUUGGAACAUCAAUGAACUCCUUCUUCUCAGUCGGCUGCGUCAUCGCUGGACUAUUAGCUUGGGCUUUUAACGACUGGCGGGACUUAACACGCGCUUUAUAUAUCCCCAUGUUCGUCAUGAGCUUCUCACUCUGGUUCGUUCCAGAAUCAGUCCGCUGGUACAUGAGCAAGGGACGUUACCAAGAAUCUGAAACUGUUCUUAAAACAGCAGCAAGAAUUAAUGGAAAACAACUGUCAGAUCAGUCGUUGGCAGCUUUGAGGGAAUCAGUGGAAGAAGAGAAGAGGAAGAAUGAGUUGGAAGCAGAGAAGAAAACGAACGAGCCAUGGUUAAUAGUUCAAGUUUUCAGGCAUAAAGAGAUCUUGAUCCGGUGUAUAAUAUCUCCUGUCUGGUGGAUAACCUUUACUAUUGUAUACUAUGGAUUGUCUAUAAACGUUGUGAAUAUAUCUGGAAACCGUUAUUUGAACUAUGUGGCAGUAUCGGCAGUGGAUGUUCCUGGCUUUUGGACGUCGAUGUUUUUGUUGAGCAUCGUUGGGAGGAAGCCGGUGCUUAUCGUCUCAUUUUGGGUCUGCGCCGCAUGCCAAGCGGCUUAUGUCUUCAUGCCCGAUGGUUACUAUGAAGCUUCUCUAGCGGUGUACCUCAUCGGAAAGUUCUCCAUCGCCAUGGUGUCUGCAGGGCUGUACGUGUAUACGGCGGAGUUGUAUCCUACCAGAAACCGCCACAGUCUGCUAGGUUACUCCUCUAUGGUUGGAAGAAUAGGGUCUAUUCUAGCCCCCCUCACUCCAGCUAUGGGCAACUCCACAUUUGAGGAGCUACCGUUUGUCAUAUUCGGUUGCUUUGCGCUUCUCUCCGGGUGCUUAGUAUUCAUCACACCAGAGACCCUUGGUGCCAAAUUCCCUGACACCAUGGAGGAAGCCUCGGACAUUGGCAAGAAGAAAAAUGACGCUAAAUAAAAAU
Cydia strobilella is the source of this 1723-nucleotide messenger RNA. RefSeq names its product organic cation transporter protein-like. The record is from RefSeq and is a predicted model, not a curated record. Gene Ontology annotation, biological process: transmembrane transport. Bases 40 to 1719 code for a protein of 559 amino acids. The transcript is spliced from 7 exons. Gene Ontology annotation, cellular component: membrane. Gene Ontology annotation, molecular function: transmembrane transporter activity. Lineage: Eukaryota; Metazoa; Arthropoda; Insecta; Lepidoptera; Tortricidae.